This is a messenger RNA of Striga asiatica, 864 nucleotides long. The record is from the annotation of a GenBank genome assembly. NCBI's taxonomy places the organism in Eukaryota, Viridiplantae, Streptophyta, Magnoliopsida, Lamiales, Orobanchaceae.
UAGGAAUACUCUGUAUAUGCAGCCAAUAGAAACACUCCCAACGGAGAACGAGAGAUGGCUUCCCAACCCAACGAUCCUCGGCUCCCAUCGGCGGCGCGGCCGUACAAGCCGCCGGUCGUCGCUCCGCAGGACGCCCCCAUCGAUUACUCAGGUUUCGUUGCCGUUAUUUGUGGCGUCUUCGGCGCGAUGUUCCGGUACAAGGUCUGCUCGUGGCUCGCUGUAAUUUUCAGUGCACAAUCGCUUGCUAAUAUGAGGAACAUGGAGAAUGAUCUGAAGCAGAUCUCAAUGGCCAUGAUGUUCUUAUGGUGUCUCUUUGGACCUGUUAAUAUUUUUGGAUUCGUGGGUUCAUUAGCCUGUUUUCGUUUGGAUAACAACAUUGUUAGUAAAGCUACUGGAUUUUGUCAUAUCCACACUGAAGAAAACAUCGAAAUCCAGCUGGGUGUUUGGAAUCAUGGGAUUGGUGACAAAUUACAUGGGUGUGGGGCCUCGGCCGAGCCCCAAAACUUAGCAACCUUAGAUAAUGGAUUUUCCAGUGUUGAAAUCUCUCACUUUCUUGCUCUUGUUAAAAGGUUGCAGUUCACAUAUUUUGCCCAUCUAAGAAAUCUAAGGCCAUCAUAUCCUUUCAUUUUAGUUUCAAUUCUCAAGAGGUCAAUUACAUCGAGCCUUACCUUCCUAUUCCCUCCUGGGAACCAUCGAGUUGUAAAGCUCGACAAUCCCAAGGACCUAAUCCCAAUCGUCCACACAGUCGGACCAAAGACUUCCUUCAGUAGCUCUUCGCAUCUCUCGUGGUCUUUUCGAAGCAGAUAUUUGUACGCCCUUGCUAAAUCAACUGCUCCUCCAGAAUGGCAGUCAAAUUUGCCGUGA